CGCCGGUGCUUGGGCCAAAAAAACAAAUAUCUGGCUGGCAUUGGGCUGAAGAUAUUUAUCAGCUCCGUCCGACGUGGCAACUAGUCACACGUGUAAAAGCGCUUCCAUGUGGAACCUUUUACUUCAUUUUCUAUUUCACCGCCUCUCUCUCUUCUCUCUCUCUCUCUAUAAGGAGAUUUUCUUUGCCAAGGGUUUUAUUUCCAUUUUUUUUAUUAUUUUUGUUCAGAUAUUUUCGUUAAGCAUUUCGAUAUACUGCCGAUGGAGGAUUGUUGCCUGCCGGGAACGCCGCAUCCGCCGUCGGCGGCGGAGAUAGUUUGCGACCAUGAGUUGACUCGGUCGAACUCGGACGCGUCAUCUUUGACUGCUGAGAAUUGCCAAGAUAUUUUUCGACGCUCAGAGAAUGAGACUGCGCCGCCGGUUGACCGCACAGCAUGGACAGAUGAGAAACACAAUUUGUAUCUACAUCGUUUGGAAGCAUCAUUUGUUAAACAGCUGCACCAGACAAAACGUUUGCUUGCAAAAUGCUCAGAGCAAAAUCUGAUACACAUUAAUGUAUCUCGGAAACGCUCGAUUAAUGUGAACGGUGCCUCUGAGAAGUUCAAUAUUCUCCGGAAUUGCUGUUCGCAAAAGACUGACUGUGUAAGGGGUGAUACCUACACUUCUCUUAAGAGUAAAGGGUUGAAUAAUUGCAAAGAGUUUCUGAAGCUUCGCGGUACAGUGAAGAACGGGAAAAAGAUAAAUUCUCAUGGCUUAGCAACAUGUUCAAAGGAACUUUCUUCCAAGAGCCCACACCACAUGGUUUUAUUUGACCUAAAUAAAGAGGGAACAGGUCAGAAUUUUUUGUAUGAUGACAAUCGAAGUACAUCAAAUAUCGAGUCUCGGGCGAAACGAUUGAAGACAGCUUUAGCAGAUAGUUCAAGUCAGGAUCAAAUUGUUCCUUCCGGUGGAUCUCCUACAGACGAUUCAGUGAUAAAUAGUCCCACCCUCGGAGAAGAAACUAACACCUCAUGAGUAUGUUUGAAAAUUUAAGAGAGCUUUGUUUGUCCUUCAACUUGAAAUUCUUUUCGACACGGGUGCUGCUGCAAGACUUCUUUUGACAAAUAACAAGAACGACUUUAACGAAUACGAGCCUUUUAAUUUCUUCUGCCAGUGACUAGUGAUCGAAAGAACAGUUACAAAGCCAGAUUUAGGUGACGUAAAUUUGAUUUUUUUUCUUUCUUCUGGAAAUAUGGAUUUCUGUAUGGUUUCGGGUCAUAGUAGGAAAGUAAAUUUCAUUUUUUUUGUAGAUGUAAACGUAGAACAUAUAUAUCUCUUUUAUGGCUAAAUUUAGGUUCCGAUUUUAAAUGUUUGGGGGUUAUUUUGUAGUUAAGUGCUGGGGGUUUGUGGAUUGCCUACUCCAAACGCAUUUAUUUUCGUCUAAUCUGUAUCGAUAAUCGGAUAUCUGUUUGAGUAAUCUAGGUUUAAAUUAUAAAAACCACCUUGUUUGGAAUCUAGUAUUGUUCUUCACAUUGUAAUCAUUUUAGUUAGGUGACAAAGAAUGAGGUAUCACGUGUUAGGUUAAACCUCCUUUUUUCUGUUUAUGUAAUUAUCCAUCCUAAAGCUAAUUUUAUACCA
This is a messenger RNA of Erythranthe guttata (spotted monkey flower), 1614 nucleotides long. RefSeq names its product cold-regulated protein 27. Gene Ontology annotation, biological process: response to cold; regulation of circadian rhythm. The record is from RefSeq and is a predicted model, not a curated record. NCBI's taxonomy places the organism in Eukaryota, Viridiplantae, Streptophyta, Magnoliopsida, Lamiales, Phrymaceae.